UCUGCCACCUGUCCAUUGGUUAGUGCUCAGAGGAAAGUGAAGUCAGGAGCGGCAGCGAAGCAAGAAAGGCAGCUGCCGUAGGUCCUCUCGCAGCAGACCUCCAUGGCGGCGAUGGCGUUUGCGGCGUCCUCAACGGCUGCCGCAGUGCUGGGCGGAGCUCGCCUCCCUGUACCCGGCUCCGCGGUCCUCAUCCCGCCGCGACCUCGCCGUUCCUCGUCCCUGCCUCUCCCCCUUUCCUCCUCCCACUCCCAUGAUGAUUGCAGGUUUUCUUCGCUCCGGGUAAGAGCAUCUUCAUCAUCAGAAGAGUCAUCUGGCUCUGUUCAAACUGAUGAGCUCCUGGCAGAUUUGAAGGACAAAUGGGACUCGAUUGAGAACAAAUCCACGGUCUUCUUGUACGGCGGAGGUGCAAUUGUUGCAGUGUGGCUAUCUUCCAUAAUCGUCGGUGCUGUCAACUCAGUUCCUCUGCUUCCAAAGAUCAUGGAAUUAGUGGGGCUUGGAUACACUGGAUGGUUCGUAUACCGUUAUUUACUUUUCAAGGAAAGCAGAAAAGAAUUAGCGAGUGAUAUUGAAUCUUUGAAGAAGAAGAUUGUCGGAACAGCUCAGCUCCGGGUGGUGAUCAAGGGGCGUUCUUUGGAGAUUGGACGGUCCAGACCACCCGGGAGCUCGGUCCGCAACCGAGGGGACGGCUCCGUCGAGGCCCUCUUCUCCGACGACCCCUCCGCGGUCGACCAGAUGGUCGAGAGGCGCUGCAGAGUGGGCCCUUCCUCAGUCUCCGUCACCGCCCUUGCCUCCUUUCCUUCCGACGAGGAUCUCGGUCAAGGGUUCCAACGCAAACCCACGGCUUAAAUAGAAUCAUACAAUUAGUUCGAAUUGGUGAGGACUUUGAUAAUCUUGUUCGCUUCGGGUAUUUUGGCCUAUUGGUUUAUCUCUAUCCUUAUUGCUGCAUAGUCUAAUUGUGAUUCUGUUCCUUAGUCACGAUAAAAAAAUUUGAUUUUUUUCUGA
This is a messenger RNA of Musa acuminata AAA Group (dessert banana), 1002 nucleotides long. RefSeq names its product protein CURVATURE THYLAKOID 1A, chloroplastic-like. Gene Ontology annotation, cellular component: thylakoid; chloroplast thylakoid membrane. The coding region runs from base 103 to 846 and encodes 247 amino acids. The record is from RefSeq and is a predicted model, not a curated record. The transcript is spliced from 6 exons. Lineage: Eukaryota; Viridiplantae; Streptophyta; Magnoliopsida; Zingiberales; Musaceae.